AUGUUAUUCGUUUCUGCAGUCUAAAAUGCAUUGAGUUCACCUAAAUAUAAAUCAGCAGAAAAAUAAAAGAAAUAAAAACCAUCAAUUGAUAGUGAAUAAUUAACCACUCUUUUAUAAUUAGAAGCAGUAUUUCAUGAAAGACUAUACAAUAUUGAUCAUGUUACAAAACUCUUAGAAAUAUAUAGUUAUUUAGUAGAAUUAUUAGAACCUAAUUUACAAUCCUUAAAAGAUUACUUCUUAGAAAAAAUGGAAUUUAUAUUGAGUAGACCAGAAACAAUUGAAAUAAUGAUGGAAAAUGAUGAAAGAUCAACAGCACUUUAAAAUAGAUAUACAACAUUAAUAAAUAGUUAAGCUCUAGAUUAACUUAAACUUGAUGAAGAAUAAAGAUUUAAUAGACCAUUUUUACAGUAAAAUUCUGAUUCCAAUUCUAAAAUGAGAUUUAGUGUGUUUAAAAAACAUUAAGCUAAAGAAAGAGAAAUUUGUAUGGAAGUUUAGGAAAGAAAGUAAGAUUAAAAAGGUGAUCUAAAUUCUCUUUUAUAAGAAUAUGAUUAAAUUUCAAAAGAAUAUGAUAAUGUCAUAAAAAAGUAACUUUAAGACUAAAAUAAUACAAUUAAUUAAAGAAUGGCAAUUAGAAAAAAUAAGAAAAAACGAACUAAAUAAUCAAAUUCAUAAGAAAAUAAAAGAACUUCAGUUGUAAAUCCUGUUAGAACAACUCUUUCUAAAUGGAAGUUAAUUACUGAAAUAUAAGAAAGUGCUCAAUUUUGGCGUCAAUCAAUUAAUAAAAUAAAGAAAUGA
This is a messenger RNA of Paramecium pentaurelia, 795 nucleotides long. The record is from the annotation of a GenBank genome assembly. Lineage: Eukaryota; Ciliophora; Oligohymenophorea; Peniculida; Parameciidae.